AUGUCCGACUCAACCCCCAAAAUAACCCUCUACACCUACUUCCGCUCCUCCUGCUCAGCGCGCCUCCGCAUCGCCCUCAACCUCAAAAACAUCCCCUACACCCCCAUCCCCAUCAAUCUCCUGAAAGGCGAGCAACGCACCGCAACAAACACCACCCUCAACCCCUCCGCCACAGUCCCCACCCUCAUCGCCGAACACACUACCCCAGCCCCCAAAACAGUCACCAUCACCCAGUCCCUCCCAGCCCUGGAGUACCUCGAAGAGAUCAGCACGGCACCCUCCCUCCUCCCGCCCGCAUCUAACCCCGAACUCCGCGCCGUCGCCCGCACCCUCGCGAACAUCAUCGCCUGCGACGUCCAGCCCGUCACCAACCUGCGGAUCCUCAAGCGUGUCGAGUCCUACGGUGUCGACCGCACCGUCUGGGCUAAGGAGCUCACUGAGGAGGGGCUCCGCGCUUACGAGGCUAUCGCUGCUUCUGUUGCGGGGGAGUUCAGCGUUGGUGAUAAUAUUACUAUCGCUGAUGUGUGCUUGCUGCCUGCUGUGUGGAAUGCGCAGCGGGUGGGAGUGGACCUAGAGCCGUUUCCUGUUAUUCAGCGUGUGGCGGCGAGGUUGGAAGAGGUGGAUGCUGUGAAGAGGGGGCAUUGGAGGACGCAGGCUGACACGCCGGAGGAGUUUCGGGUUUAG
This is a messenger RNA of Aspergillus candidus, 684 nucleotides long. It is a transcript of the gene maiA, whose product is annotated as maleylacetoacetate isomerase MaiA. Gene Ontology annotation, molecular function: maleylacetoacetate isomerase activity; glutathione transferase activity. Gene Ontology annotation, cellular component: mitochondrion; cytoplasm. The coding region runs from base 1 to 684 and encodes 227 amino acids. Lineage: Eukaryota; Fungi; Ascomycota; Eurotiomycetes; Eurotiales; Aspergillaceae. The transcript has a single exon. Gene Ontology annotation, biological process: L-phenylalanine catabolic process; glutathione metabolic process. The record is from RefSeq and is a predicted model, not a curated record.